AUGGCAAAUUGUGACUUUCAAAAGCCCGGCCCCUUACUUUUGGAUGGAAAUGUCAAAGAGAAUUGGCGCAAAUUUAAUAACAUGUGGAAAAUAUAUACGGUGGCUACAAAAACGAACACGGAAAGUGAGGCUAUCCAGACUGCUAGAUUUUUAUCAUGUGCUGGAGAAAAGGCCAUUGAAAUAUUUCAAACACUUCCUUUAGCUGAAUCUAAAAAAACUAAAAUUAAUGAAGUAAUAGAAGCGUUUGAAGCGUAUUGCAUGCCAAGGAGCAACGUGGUCUACGAGCGAUAUAUAUUUUUCUCACGAAACCAAAAAGAAGGAGAGCCAUUUGAACAGUUUUUAUCUGAUAUCAUUAAAUUGGCAGAAAGCUGUGAUUUUGAUUGCCAAAAGGAGGACAUGAUCAGAGAUCGAAUCGUCAUGGGUAUUGCAGAGCAAAACAUUCGAUUGCAACUUUUGAAGACAGACAACCUGGACCUGACUAAAGCCAAGGAGCUUUGUCGCGUGGCGGAGCAAGCAAGUAUGCAAGCUCAACAGAUAUUUCCAAAUAAUGUGACGAAGAGGAGAGACCACCUAACUAGCGAAGAACAAAGACCUUCGAGUUCGGGAAAAAAUAUAAACAUUAUUGGAUGCGACAAGUGUAAAAGAAAUCAUAUUCCAAAUCGCUGUCCAGCUUUUGGACAAAGAUGUUUGAGAUGUGGCAAGUAUAAUCAUUUUGCCUUAGCAUGUAGAUUUAAGAGUGUAAAUGACAUUAACAGUAACGAAAUUACUCAUGAAGAUGAUGAGGAUGACUCAUAUAUUGAUUCGGUUGAGGUGGUCGGUUUUAGUUCAGUUGGUGACAUUUAUUCGAUAAAUCAGGUUCGACAAAGUUGCAGGAGUUGGUAUGAAAAUAUCGCGGUAGAAAAUAGUUUAAUUAAAUUUAAAUUGGACAGUGGGGCUGAUGUUAACGUUAUACCACUAAAAGAAGUUCAAAAGUUGAAUUUAGAACAUAAAAUAAGACAGGGUUUAGUUAGUCUUCAAGUUCAGUAUAAAAAUAAAAUUGUUGAUGCAGAUUUCAUGGUAGUUGGUUGUGAUUCAAAACCAUUGUUAGGGCUUAGUUCAUGUGUGGACUUAGGGUUGAUUCAAAGAGUAAAUGAGGUUAGCAACAUUGGUCAAUUUAUUCAUAAAAAUAAUGACGUUUUUUCGGGCGAUGGACGAUUCCCAGAUAAAUGCUCAUUAGAAUUGAAACCAGAUAGUUAUUCUGUGAGUAAGCCACCGAGGCGAAUACCAAUAGGCAUGAGGCAAAAAGUUAGAGAAGCACUAGAGACCAUGGAACGUCGUGGAAUAAUCAGUAAGCGUGAUCAACCUUCAGCAUGGUCACACCAGCUAGUAGUUGUUGAGAAGGCUAAUGGAUCCUUGAGAUUAUGUCUUGACCCAAGUGCCCUUAACAUGAACUUGAAAGACGAGCACUUCAUAAUUCCUACACUGGAUGAUUUUUGUGACGCAAUGCGGGAGCUUAAGUACUUUUCUGUUUUUGAUUUAAAGGAGGGCUUCUGGCAGCUUGGCUUGUGUGAAAAAUCGAAAGAAUUGACAGUUUUUAGUACGCCAUUUGGAUCUUUACCUGGCACAUUUGUUUACAUUGAUGAUGUCAUCGUUGGAGGAAAAACUAAAAAAGAGCAUGAUGAAAAUGUUGAGAGAGUAUUAAAAAGAGCUCGUGAAGUAAACGUUAAAUUUAAUAGAGAUAAACUGCAGCUUUGCGUAAAUAAGGUUAGAUAUUUGGGUCAUGUUUUUACUGGUGAUACAAUUUCUCCAGAUCCAAGUCGAGUUGAAGCUAUUAUAAACCUAAAAGAACCACAAGACAGAAAACAAUUAGAAAGUGUUAUGGGGAAUUGUUAA
Molecule: messenger RNA, 1872 nt
Organism: Eupeodes corollae
Lineage: Eukaryota; Metazoa; Arthropoda; Insecta; Diptera; Syrphidae
Exons: 5
Coding region: 1-1872 (623 amino acids)
Source: RefSeq, a predicted model, not a curated record